CACGGUGUGUUUUUUCGCACUAAAUUAUGAUAUUCGCUUCAGUUUGUCCGUGUCAUUGACAGUCGGCGCACGAGCAGAAACCAACAUCACAAAUGGAGGCAAUUAUAUUCGACGCCAAGACCUUAACCCUGAAGUAUGACAACAAAUAUCCGAUGCCGAAGAUCGUCAACGAUGACGAUGUUAUCGUGAAAGUUGAAUACUCUGGUGUAUGUGGCACAGAUUUGCAUAUUAUUCAGGGCGAGUUUCCUUCGUCUAAAGUACGUCCGUUUCCCUUGGGUCACGAGUUUAGCGGAGUAGUCCAUGACGUUGGCCCGAAGUCGAUCUUCAAGAAAGGGCAGCCUGUCGUCGUUGAUCCUAAUCGUGCCUGCAACCUCUGUAACUUCUGUCGAGAAGGCAACUAUCAUUUUUGCCUAACAGCAGCUGUCAAAACUACCGUAGGCGUCUUUUGCGAUGGUGGCUGGGCUCAGUACUGCCGAGUGCCUCAAGAUCAGGUUUUCGCUUUGCCAGAAGGAAUUACUACUGAACAAGGGGGUCUGUGCGAGCCGUACUCUUGCGUGUCCCAUGGCUUCGAUCGCGCUUCACCUAUUUCAGUUGGAAAGAAAAUUCUUAUUGUCGGAGCCGGUAUUAUUGGAAACCUGUGGGUGACCACUCUGCACCAUCACGGACACAGAGAGGUCACUGUCUCCGAGAUGAAUAAGAGCAGACUGGAGAUUGUCAAGAAAUUGAACACGGGCUACAGGCUGGUGUCUCCUGAUAUCUUGGAGAAGGAGAAGCAGCUCUAUGACGUCAUCAUCGAUUGUACAGGUGUUGGCAAAGUGAUGGAGAUUAGCUUUAACUAUCUCCGCCAGGGCGGUAAAUACGUGCUCUUCGGAUGCUGUCCCCCUACUCACCAGGCUUCACUCAACCCUUUUGACAUCUACAACAAGGAACUGACUUUAAUAGGGGUGAGGGUCAACCCCUUCAGCUUCCCUAAGGCCAUUGGCUGGCUUAAAGCUAUGGGCGACAGAUACCUGAACUAUGAAAACCUUGGAGUUAAAACCUACACGCUAUCUGAAUACCAGACUGCUUUGAAGGAUUUGAAGGCGGGCACUAUCGCUAAAGCUGUAUUUAAACUGAAACACUGAAUUGUAUGCGUUUUUUCCAAAAAUGGCAAUUAUAAUAGAAUUUUUAACGUUGAA
Hyposmocoma kahamanoa is the source of this 1178-nucleotide messenger RNA. RefSeq names its product D-arabinitol dehydrogenase 1-like. Bases 93 to 1124 code for a protein of 343 amino acids. The transcript is spliced from 10 exons. Lineage: Eukaryota; Metazoa; Arthropoda; Insecta; Lepidoptera; Cosmopterigidae. The record is from RefSeq and is a predicted model, not a curated record.